AUGAACUACCUGUGGCGAAGGAUCGGCAACAGGAAGAGCAACAGCGGUCAGUCGUCGUCCGACAAAAAUGCAACCCAAAACGAGCCGCAGGAGCCCGAGCCGGUAAGGAACAAGCUGGUGUUGUUGGGGAACCCGGCAAAGAGGUUCGAUUGGAAGGAUGUCAAGAGGGCCAAUUGGGAGCUGCUGGGGGAAGGGACGGUCAUGACGUCUUACAAGGUUGACCUGGAGGACGGGAGCACCACGGUGGUCGUGAAGAGGCUCAAGGACGUGGUCUUGUCGGCCGAGGAUUUCCAGGACAAGGUCGAAGCUUUGGGAGCGAUGGAUCACGAGAACCUGCUCCCUCUGAGGGGUUACUUGUACAGCAAAGACCAGAAGUUGAUCUUGUACGAUUACAUGCCCCUGGGAAGCUUGUGGGACCAAUUGCAUGGAUGCAGAGAAUCGGGAGGGACUCCCCUGAGAUGGGAAGUCAGGCUAUCGAUUGCCCUCGGAGCUGCCCGGGCCAUCGAAUACCUGCACGCCCGGGAUAUCCAUCACGGGAACAUCAAGUCGUACAACGUCCUCCUCACGCCGUCCUUCGAGGCCCGGGUCUCCGAUUGGAGCCUGCCCCACCUCACAAGUCCUGACCCGGAGGCCAGGGCCGACCCGUCGAAGGCGGAUGUGUAUGGCUUCGGGGUCUUGCUUCUCGAGCUCCUCAGUGGGCGGCUGUCCACCUCGAAGCACCGCAAUGAGGUAGGUCAAGUUGUAGAUCUUCCUGGGUGGGUCGACGACAUGGUUCUCCAGAUGGGGAUUGUUGGAGUUUUGGAUGCGAAUCUCGUAAGGCGCUACGACGAUGUGGAGACGGGGAUGGUUGCGCUGUUCCAGGUGGCGAUCAGUUGUGUAUCCCCUAAUUCGGGCCACCGUCCUCGGAUGUCUGAGGUACGUAGGAAGAUCGAGGAGCUGUGUAGCCCUGGGGGACAGCAAGAUGGGGACUCACAGCCCGACGAGGUCAGCCACGGGACCAAGGAUACAUCUUCUUCGCUUAUUCCUAGUGCACAGGUAGACAAGGAGUCGCAGCUCGACCAGUUCAGCGAACUGAACACUGAUAUGUAUACUCGGAAACCACCAGAUGGGCUUCUAGAAGUUUCUGAAAGAGUUUACGUGUUUGAAUACUGUCUUACCAUGGAUUGGUCCUUUUUCGACCAAAUUUCCACGGACUGGUUGAAGGAUGACGAAUAUGAGUUUCACAUGAGAGACAUAGUUGCAAAACUCCAAGACGAAUUUCCUGCUGCCUCUUCCAUGGUGCUCAAUUUUGGAGAGCAAGAAAACCAAAGUCAAAUGGCUAAAGUGUUGUCUGAAUAUGAUAUAACUGUCAUGGAACUCCCUCAAAAUUAUGGAGGUUGCCCCAUACCGAGAGUGGAGAUUAUCCACUACUUCUUGAGAUCUGCCGAUGAAUGGAAGAAGCAGGAUGGGGAGCAGAAAACACUCGACAUGAUUUACAAGAAAGCACCACAUGAACUCUUGCUGCUGACAUCGACACUGAAUCCGUUGCCUUCCCAGCUGAGAUACCUCCACUAUGUUUCCACAUGGAAAGCUGGUUCGGAUUGGCCUCCACCAGCUAAAGCACUUGUGAUAAAAAGUGUUAAACUAAGUUCAGUUCCUCAAUUGGAUGCUGAAGGGGGAUGGCGUCCUAUUGUUAAGAUAAUAGGACGGGACACCUCUAUGGUUGCUGAUCAAACUGCCAAAGUUCUGUACUCAACACCAAGAAGGAAUGGAUACAUGAGGCAUUACAAACAGGAAGAUGGCAACACGGUUACAUUGGACGUCCAUUGUAAUGUUCAAGGCGAUAUUGUGCUCGAGUAUAUGAGUUUGGAUGCUGAUCUUCAACAUGGAGAAUCAAUGUUUCGUGCAAUGUUUAAUACUGCCUUCAUAUCGGAUAGUGUUCUGAAGCUUGAGUUGGAGGGUAUGGAUGUCCUGUGGGAUCACCAGGAUCAAUAUCCUAAGGAAUUUAUGGCAGAGAUUGUUUUCUCGCAAGUGAAUGCUGCUACUUCGCUCGCAAUGGUUGAUUUUGCCAGUGAUGAGGAGGAAAAGCAGAACCGAAUACAGAAAAGCAUGAAAAAGAUUCCACCUGAGGCGCUGCCUCCUAAAGGGCGAGCUGUCCACUCUAUAACACUAUCUUAUGAUGCCAAUACAAGUGCUGACGGGAAUGAAGUUCCAGAACUGCCAGUACAGUCCAAUAUUAAGUCCACGCCGACUUUGCCACCAAUGCCACCUUCGCUGUCAGAAAGUUUGGUUCAUUCAGCUCUUGAGGGAAUUUUUGGAAGUAAUGAAUCAGCCACAAAAUCACUGUACACUUCACCAAGUUUCGAGUUGGAUCAAAAAUAUGGCACAACUCUGGAAGGGAAUGGUCAGUCAUUCUCACCGUCCGAUCUCACAGGUGAUAGCACAGAAUCUGUGUGGGGGGAAGAAAUAGCAGCUGUGACAGAAACAAACGUUGGGGUGACUUCUGUCAGUGACUCAGCAUCUUUGUCGGCUGUCAAUAGUGGCAGUGUGGAAGCUACUGCUUCAGGUGUCUCCUGCUCAAGGCAAUUCCCUGAUAUGAUGCUGCCAAAACAGGAAAAACUAUACCAGCAGAAUGGCUCACCGUCAUCAGCCUCCAUGUCUUCUGGAUAUGACUAUGAUGUCUUCCUGAGUUUCAGAGGGCCAGAUACUCGCUCAGGCAUUACAGAUUUCCUCCAUACCAGCUUGUUAGCUGCUGGAAUUCACACAUUUAAAGAUGAUGAAGAGCUCCGAGUUGGAGAGGAGUUUGGUCCUGAGUUGCUCAAAGCUAUCGGCCAAUCAAAAGUUGCAAUUCCCAUCCUUUCUAAGGACUAUGCCUCUAGUAAAUGGUGUCUUAAUGAGUUGGUCCAAAUGAUGGAGUGUAGUAUAACCCGGAGACAGAAGGUUAUGCCCCUUUUUUAUGACGUUAGUCCGGCGGAGGUCCGUCAUCAAAUUGGGUCUUAUGAAGUAGCCUUUCUUUCGCACAAGGAAAAAUUUGGUGCGAACAUCAGUAAAUGGAAAGCUGCUCUCAACCACAUUGCCAAUCUAAACGGAUGGGACAAUUCGAAGAAGAAUAGAGGUGAAGGAGAACUGGUAGACGAGAUAGUCCAGGAGGUUAUAAAAGAGUUGAAAACAGCUUAUCUACUGGUGACAGAUUGCUUGGUAGGAGUUGAAAAUCAUGUGAAGGAAAUCGACACCAUGAUGUGUGGCGAUUCGGAGGAAAUAAGAAUUCUCGGAAUCCAUGGUAUGGGGGGUGUAGGAAAGACUACUCUUGCCAAAAUCAUCUUCAACCGGCUGUCGCAUCAUUUUGAAGCUUGUUGCUUCCUUUCUAACAUCAGGGGAACUGCAGAGCUAAAGGGCAUCGAAGGUUUGCAGAAUCAACUAAUCUCUAAUGUUCUCAAAAAGCAGUGGUCAAACAUUAGCAAUGUUGAGGAAGGAAAUAAGAUAAUAAAAGAAAGGUUAUGUGGUAAAAAGGUUCUGGUGCUGCUUGAUGAUGUUGAUCAAAUGAUUCAUUGGGAUGCACUAAUAGGAAAACCUGCAUGGUUUGGUUUAGGAAGUAGGAUUAUCAUAACUAGUAGAAAUAGGGACAUUAUUGAUGUUCCUAAGGUUUGUCAUCCAUAUGAGCUCAUGAGCCUGAACUUCAAUCAAUCUCUUCAACUUUUUUGCAAACAUGCUUUUGGAAGAGAUUACCCUUCGGACGACUAUGUUGCUUUCUCCACAGAAGUGGUCAAAAGUACCGGAGGUCUUCCUCUUGCUCUUGAGGCUAUAGGUAAACUACUUCCGUGCCGAAGCAAAGAUGUUUGGGAGGUGAUGUUGAAGAAGUUGAAACAAGUUCCUCUCAAUGAAGUAAAACGGAAGUUGAAAAUAAGUUAUGAUGCAUUGGAUGAUUGGCAAAAGCAUAUCUUUCUUGAUAUAGCCUGCCUUUUCACUGGAUUUGAUCAUAGGAUAGUGCUCCACUCUUGGAAAGAUUCCAAUCUCUAUCCAGAGGAAGGUCUUGAGGUCCUUCAGAAAAUGUCUUUAAUAAAAAUCGGUGAGGACAAUAAGCUAUGGAUGCAUGAUCAGUUAAGAGGCCUUGGUAGAGACAUUAUUCGUCGAGAGUGUGAUAAGGAACGGAAAAAGAAGACACAAUUGUGGAACCAUGCGGAAGGUUUGGGCACGGUGAUGGAAACGAAGGGAACAAAAAAAAGUGAAGCUCUUUGCCGAAAAUUUGACCCUCGGUUGCUCUGCUGUUUUGCGAACGAAGAAGUUGGGAGGCUAUCAUAUCUAAGAUGCCGUGAAGUGAGGGUUUUUCAGGAUAACAGGCCUUCGAAUGACAGAUCACAUGGAAAUUCGACAUGUUUGAUGAUGAGUAGGAUAGGCAUUUGUGUUUGUCAGUUAGGUAGACAGUUUUUUUUGCCGUCCCUUCAAUAGUGACAAUAAACAGACAUAGAAUGUACACAUUAUAUCUAAACAAGAGUUUCAUUAGAUCAUCCUCUCGUCGUGAAAUAAUUGGAGUUUUACCGAGUA
Molecule: messenger RNA, 4521 nt
Organism: Rhodamnia argentea
Lineage: Eukaryota; Viridiplantae; Streptophyta; Magnoliopsida; Myrtales; Myrtaceae
Exons: 10
Coding region: 1-4425 (1474 amino acids)
Biological process (GO): protein phosphorylation; signal transduction; defense response
Molecular function (GO): protein kinase activity; ATP binding; ADP binding
Source: RefSeq, a predicted model, not a curated record